Penaeus indicus is the source of this 926-nucleotide messenger RNA. RefSeq names its product probable mitochondrial glutathione transporter SLC25A40. The transcript is spliced from 5 exons. Gene Ontology annotation, biological process: mitochondrial transmembrane transport. The record is from RefSeq and is a predicted model, not a curated record. Gene Ontology annotation, cellular component: mitochondrion. The coding region runs from base 164 to 907 and encodes 247 amino acids. NCBI's taxonomy places the organism in Eukaryota, Metazoa, Arthropoda, Malacostraca, Decapoda, Penaeidae.
GCUUGCCCAAACCCCCUCAACCUUGAACAUGUAAACAUUAUAUAAUACUUUAUCAUGGUGACGAGAAGCAAGCCGUUGAUUGAUGCGAAGUUCCAGCGUGGAUGAGGUGAAAGGAACUCAGUGACCUCAAGGAUUAAGUUUUAGGGAAGAUAGGAAGGCCAAUAUGUCUGAAUUAAAGCCAAGUCAACAGAUGCUUUCCUCGUGCACGGGAGCGGUGAUCACGUCGCUGUUUAUGACUCCAUUCGAUGUUGUCAAAGUACGCAUCCAAGCACAACAAAGAGCGCUCCUUGAUCGUUCCUGCUUCUUGUAUUGCAAUGGCCUCAUGGAUCACAUCUGCAAUUGUGCAAGAACCAUUUGUACACAUCCAGAGAGUGCACCUUGGUACAACAGACCUGUUCCAGUACACUUGAAUGGAACUGUAGAUGCAUUUGUCAAGAUAUCUAGACAGGAAGGCAUUCAGUCCCUUUGGUCUGGACUUCCACCCACACUAGUCGUAGCUGUACCAAACACCGUCAUAUACUUCACCUCCUAUGAGCAACUGCGUGCGAAAUUCCAUCAGUUUGCACCAGAAGAAGCAGGAGGUCCACCCUCAUGGGCAGGAGGGCUGGCGGGAGGUCUUGCAAGGGUCUGGGCUGUGACACUAGUCUCUCCCUUUGAGCUCGUCAGAACAAAGAUGCAAGCGAAGAGUAUGUCAUAUAGAGAAGUGGGAGAAGUCCUACGAACACAACUAGCAAGGGAAGGAGUUGUGAGCCUGUGGCGGGGAUGGGUUCCCACAAUCCUACGAGAUGUUCCAUUUUCAAUAUUAUACUGGUAUACGUACGAGAAGCAGAAAAAGUUAAUGAAGCAAGAAUACCCCACAUUCACCUUUACAUUAUUUGCUGGUGCAUUAUCUGGUGGAGUAAGUUGAAUAUUUUGUAAUAAAUGAG